Messenger RNA from Mastomys coucha (southern multimammate mouse), 4407 nucleotides. It is a transcript of the gene Axl, whose product is annotated as AXL receptor tyrosine kinase. The transcript is spliced from 20 exons. The coding region runs from base 290 to 2956 and encodes 888 amino acids. Gene Ontology annotation, molecular function: ATP binding; protein binding; transmembrane receptor protein tyrosine kinase activity. Lineage: Eukaryota; Metazoa; Chordata; Mammalia; Rodentia; Muridae. Gene Ontology annotation, biological process: phagocytosis; protein phosphorylation; cell surface receptor protein tyrosine kinase signaling pathway. The record is from RefSeq and is a predicted model, not a curated record. Gene Ontology annotation, cellular component: signaling receptor complex.
UGGCCCCAAGGCUGGGGCCCUAGUGGGCGGAGGCAGAGGGGGAGCCAGGGGCGGGGAAAGAAGUCUGGGAGUGAGAGAAUGAGGCAGGGUAGCCGGGAAGGCGGCUAGUUGCGGAGGAGUUGAGCCAGCCGAGGGGCUCCCGCUGUGCCAGGCGGGCAGUGCCAAAUCCCAGGAGCCCAGAGGUGGGGGGAGGGCCGGGGACAACCCGGCCCUGCCCCCUUCCCUAGCGAGGUGCCCAUCAACUUCGGAAGAAAGUUUGGCAUCAAUCUCAGCCGUUGGUGUCUUGAGGAUGGGCAGGGUCCCGCUGGCCUGGUACUUGGCGCUGUGCUGCUGGGGGUGUGCAGCCCCUAAGGACACACAGACGGAGAUUGACAGUCCAUUUGUGGGAAACCCAGGGAAUAUCACGGGAGCCAGAGGACUCAUGGGGAUGCUUCGGUGUGAGCUCCAGGUUCAAGGGGAACCCCCUGAGGUGGUGUGGCUUCGAGAUGGACAGAUCCUAGAACUGGCUGAUAACACCCAGACCCAGGUGCCUCUGGGCGAAGAUUGGCAAGACGAAUGGAAAGUUGUCAGUCAGCUCAGAAUCUCAGCCCUGCAACUUUCAGAUACAGGAGAGUACCAGUGUAUGGUGCACCUGGAAGGACGGACCUUUGUGUCUCAGCCUGGCUUCGUAGGGCUGGAAGGUCUCCCGUACUUCCUGGAGGAGCCUGAAGACAAAGCCGUGCCUGCCAACACCCCCUUCAACCUAAGCUGCCAGGCCCAGGGACCCCCGGAACCAGUGACCCUACUCUGGCUUCAAGAUGCUGUCCCCCUGGCGCCAGUCCCAGGAUACAGCUCUCAGCACAGUCUGCAAGCUCCAGGCCUGAACAAGACAUCUUCUUUCUCAUGUGAAGCCCACAAUGCCAAGGGAGUUACCACCUCCCGCACAGCAACUAUCACAGUGCUCCCCCAGAGGCCACACCAUCUCCACGUGGUUUCCAGACAGCCUACAGAGCUAGAGGUAGCUUGGACCCCUGGCUUGAGUGGUAUCUACCCGCUCACCCACUGCAACCUGCAGGCUGUGCUGUCAGACGAUGGUGUGGGUGUCCGGCUGGGAGAGUCAGAUCCUCCAGAAGAGCCCCUCACAUUGCAAGUAUCAGUGCCCCCCCACCAGCUUCGGCUGGAAAAGCUCCUUCCUCACACCCCAUAUCACAUCCGGGUAUCCUGCACCAGCAGCCAGGGCCCUUCACCUUGGACCCACUGGCUUCCUGUGGAGACCACAGAGGGAGUGCCCUUGGGUCCCCCUGAGAACGUUAGCGCCAUGCGGAAUGGGAGCCAGGUCCUCGUGCGUUGGCAGGAGCCAAGGGUGCCCCUGCAGGGCACCCUGUUAGGGUACCGGUUGGCAUAUCGAGGCCAGGACACCCCCGAGGUACUUAUGGAUAUAGGGCUAACUCGAGAGGUGACCUUGGAACUGCGGGGGGACAGGCCUGUGGCUAACCUGACUGUGUCUGUGACAGCCUAUACCUCGGCUGGGGAUGGGCCCUGGAGCCUUCCUGUGCCCCUAGAGCCCUGGCGCCCAGGGCAAGGACAGCCACUCCACCAUCUGGUGAGUGAACCCCCACCUCGCGCCUUCUCGUGGCCUUGGUGGUAUGUACUGCUGGGAGCACUUGUGGCCGCCGCCUGUGUCCUCAUCUUGGCCCUAUUCCUCGUCCAUCGGAGGAAGAAGGAGACUCGAUAUGGGGAGGUGUUUGAGCCAACCAUGGAAAGAGGUGAACUGGUAGUCAGGUACCGCGUCCGAAAGUCCUACAGCCGCCGGACCACCGAAGCCACCUUGAACAGUCUGGGCAUCAGUGAAGAGCUGAAGGAGAAACUACGAGACGUCAUGGUAGAUCGGCAUAAGGUGGCCUUGGGGAAGACCCUGGGAGAAGGAGAAUUUGGCGCUGUGAUGGAGGGCCAGCUCAACCAGGAUGACUCCAUCCUCAAGGUUGCUGUGAAGACGAUGAAAAUUGCCAUCUGUACAAGAUCAGAACUGGAGGAUUUCCUGAGUGAAGCUGUCUGCAUGAAGGAAUUUGACCACCCCAACGUCAUGAGGCUCAUUGGCGUCUGUUUCCAGGGCUCUGACCGAGAGGGUUUCCCAGAACCUGUGGUCAUCUUGCCUUUCAUGAAGCACGGAGACCUACACAGUUUCCUCCUGUACUCCCGGCUCGGGGACCAGCCAGUGUUCCUGCCCACUCAGAUGCUAGUGAAGUUCAUGGCUGACAUUGCCAGUGGUAUGGAGUACCUGAGUACCAAGAGAUUCAUACACCGGGACCUAGCUGCCAGGAAUUGCAUGCUGAAUGAGAACAUGUCCGUGUGUGUGGCAGACUUUGGGCUCUCCAAGAAGAUCUACAAUGGGGAUUACUACCGCCAAGGGCGCAUUGCCAAGAUGCCGGUCAAGUGGAUUGCUAUCGAGAGUUUGGCAGAUCGAGUCUACACCAGCAAGAGUGACGUGUGGUCCUUCGGUGUGACAAUGUGGGAGAUCGCCACUCGAGGCCAAACUCCCUAUCCAGGGGUGGAGAACAGUGAGAUUUACGACUACCUUCGUCAAGGAAAUCGCCUGAAACAGCCUGUGGACUGUCUGGAUGGCCUGUAUGCCCUGAUGUCCAGGUGCUGGGAGCUGAACCCUCGAGACCGGCCAAGUUUUGCAGAGCUCCGGGAAGACUUGGAGAACACAUUGAAGGCUCUGCCCCCUGCUCAGGAGCCUGAUGAAAUCCUCUAUGUCAACAUGGAUGAGGGCAGAAGCCACCUUGAACCCCGUGGUGCUGCUGGAGGAGCUGACCCCCCCACCCAACCUGAUCCUAAGGAUUCCUGUAGCUGUCUCACUGCAGCUGAUGUCCACUCAGCUGGGCGCUAUGUCCUUUGUCCUUCUACAGCCCCGGGACCCACUCUGUCUGCUGACAGAGGCUGCCCUGCACCUCCAGGGCAGGAGGACGGAGCCUGAGACAAUCUCCCACCUGGGGACACCCUCUCAGGACCCAAGCUAGGCACUGCCACUGGGGGAAGAGCUCACCCCCAUUCUGCCACUCCAGGCCUUCUCCCCAGCUGCAGAAUGGCCUUCCCUCCCUUCUCAGAUUCAGUCCAGAAAGCUGUGUCCUGCUUUUCAUGCCUUAUACACUCUAUCCAUAACAAGAAGGGUUGGGCUGCAGUCUCAAGGGAUGGUCUCACAUCUUCCAUCCCAGCAUUCUAGAUUUUAAGGUUGGAGUUUAGAGUUCAAAGUUCUCAAAGAUGAUGAGUCUUUGAUUGUAUGGAGCUAAGAUGCUUGUUUCUAGGUCUGGAAUGCUGUUGCUGUAGACAGGCCCACUGUUCAAGAUUCUAUGGCUCUAGAGUUUUCUGGUUCUAUAAUUCUUGGCAGUGCUCCCGUGGUUUUAGGUUGCAUGGCUCUGAGAUUCCAGGAUCUAAGGUUUAAGGAUUCUAGACUUUAUUUUUCUGGAACCAGGGAUCCUGUCAGUGGAAGAGUGUAGAUUUUUAAAUUCUAAAGAUCCUAGGCAUGAAGUUUCUAAGGCAUACUGUUUCUCCACUUUAACAGUUUAAGGCUCACGUUGGAAUACUCCAGAUCAGAAUGUUUCAGACUUUUAUUUUUUUAAUUUCUAAGAUUCCAGUGAUGAUCAACUACAGUUUCUGAGGCCUUAUGAUCAUAGAUUCUUUUAUAUAAAAUCCUGUAUCUUAAGGAAAUAUGAUUCUAGACUCUGAAAUUCAAAAGCUUUAAGAGUCUCCAGACGGAGUUUCUAAGCUAUGAUGUGAUGAUAAUCUAAAAUUUGGUCCAAGGUUCUAGGUUCUUAAGCUUCCACAUCAUAUGCUCCCAAGACUCCAGAUUAUUAAACUCUAAAACUCUAACAUUGGCCUGAUCUUUGUCUCAGGCACUGUAAGAGGCCGUGGGUCCAAGACAAUGGGCCCUCAGCAUCUAAGUCCUAAGAGGCUCACAGUUAUGACUAACGAAACACCAACGUUCUAACCAUCUCUAAUGCUGGACACCGCUAGGUUCUAUGCUGCUUUUUUCCUUUCUAGCACAUAAUUAAAUGUCCAAGAAUACAUAUGUCUAAAAAUCUUAAACUAAGCACUAUAACUUAAGAAUCCAAUGUUUUGAGUGUCUAAGAUUCUAAAGGCUCACAAGUCUAGAGUAUGAGGUACGAUUCCAAGGAUGGAAGCUUGUAGCCAUCCUAAGCCCCUUCCCUCCUUAGGCACCUAUGCUUCUUCCUCUCCUCGUGUGGGGUGCACCCCCACCUUAAGCCUGUGCAAUGCAUUGGGAGUGCCUCCUUUCCUCCAAGGGAUGGGUCAUCUCCCCUCCUUUUGGGCCAUGUUGCCCCUUGAGCCAGUCCCUCGUGCCUGUUCUGAAGUGUGGACGCUGGUGCCUCCGGAGAGGCUCAGAUCACAUAAAACUUUUGUCAGUCACUA